This is a messenger RNA of Penaeus indicus, 3507 nucleotides long. RefSeq lists its product as uncharacterized. The coding region runs from base 122 to 748 and encodes 208 amino acids. The transcript is spliced from 4 exons. The record is from RefSeq and is a predicted model, not a curated record. Lineage: Eukaryota; Metazoa; Arthropoda; Malacostraca; Decapoda; Penaeidae.
ACGACGCCCAGUGGCCGUGACGUCACAAGGUGUAUUGCUCGCGGCCAUCUUAGCUGGUUAAUGGGGUUGUCCAUUGUGAGCUGUAUCAUUGUAUUCUUAAUUUGAAAUAUUGUGCUGUACAAUGAGUGAUAUCACGGACAUUGAGGAUACACAGAGGAUGCCGAAGAAGCCGAGAGUGGAUGGAGGCAAUCGUUGUGCAGCGUGGGGUUGCGGUACCUCGAAAUUGAAGGACGGAGUUGGUGUGUUCAACUUUCCCGAUGAGAAAAAAUCCCCAGAACUUCUCAAGUAUUGGUGUCGGCUUGUGCGGAAUACUCGAUCGGAUUUUAAAUUCAUAAAAGGGACCUCAAGAUUAUGUGCAAAUCCCUCUGACUCGGAUCAGAUAGAAAACCAUUUGUUUAUGAAGCUGAUGGCCGAAAAGGACCCAAGUAUUGCGAAGAAGACACGGAGGCUGGUCCCAAAGGCAACACCAAAUCCGGAUCUCUUUCCCAAACGAUCAACUCAUGGUACACCGCUGAUGACAGAUACUACAGUUCGGCCAUCCAGGCCUAGGAUUAGGAAUAGACAAAGGCCUGGUGCAGCAGGGUUGUGGAUGCUGCCAUCAAAGAAGCAGAUGCAGAUGCAGACGCAGACAUGGCAGAGUUGGACGUUAUGCCCGAGGCGGAGGAGUCUCCCCCGCCCUCACCUCUGUUUGUGCCCAAGAUUGGUGUCCUUCAUCAGAUUAACAUUAUGGACUUUAUUGCAGUAUUGACUACUCAUAAAUAGUAGUUGAUAAGUAUAAAGACAGAUCACCUCAUAUUGAAGCAUUUUGUCAUCCAAUGGAAUUCAUCAUGUAGUGCAGAUUCAGGUAGUGAAGUUAAAAUGUAGCAAAAGUUUUAAAGGCAAAAUAAUUGAAAACAACCAUUGUAUUUCAGGUCAAAGUUGACAACUAUGUGCAGGUGAAUAGAAGGAAGCCACAUCGUUCUGUCAGAGUUCAAUUAGUCCCAAAUACCUUUUCUCAGGGCACCCAAACAGACUUUUACAGCUGCUCUUGUGAAAGUGAGUCUUGUGAGUCGAGCAGAGCAACCUAUCAGCAUUGCCCCCUGUGCCUACGCCCAGUGUCCCAGAUGUUAUUCUCAGUACAAUUUGAGACCUUUGAUGAUGCCGAGUCAAGCAUUGAAACUGAUGGUGAAGAUGAUGAAGACGGACAAAUUAGAGAAAUUGACAGCGACUAUGAGCUACAGUGUUCAGAUGGAUUCACGGAUGAUGAGAGCAAUUUCCCGACAGUCAGAAUGAAGAAAUGAAGGACCCAGCCUCUGAAAUUAAAUACUUGGUAUUCCACUCCUGUCUUAUGCAGCUCUUUGCAGCAUGUCCUGUGUGUUCGUCAGAGUCCUCAAGGGAGAUAAAACAGAUAGGCACAUUCAUUUCUGUGGAGCAGCGGUGCACUAAUGAACAAUGUUUAUUUACAAGGUAUGUGACAAAUGUUAUGACAGACAAAGUGACCAUAUAUGGACUAACAAUAUUUGAUGUGAAAUGUUCUCGUAUUUUGGCCUUGAGAUAAGGCCCAUCACCAUUAUAAAUUAAUAAACAGUGCUGUGAAUUAAUUUUGCCACACCCAGGAAACCUGUCACGUUUCCAAGUAUUGAAAAUUAAAAGGAAGACUUCCAUUGCUGAUGUAAAACUAGUGCAGAGUACUGUAUAGUGGUCAUGGACAUACACCUUGUGAUGUCAUCACCGCGUGGUGGCGCGAUUGCUGGUUUUGUAGCAGACGAUGUUUUUGACGCUGAGAUUCGGUGACAAAAAAUGACCUGUUUAAGAAAUACAGCAAGAUAUUGCUAUAAACUUUUUUUGGGAUCUUUCUUUUGUACCCUACCGACACUAAAUGUGGAAUGUUGUAUGGGGGGACUGGACUUUCGCCUGGAGAUCAUUCGCCUGGAAUUCCUUGACAGCCUCAAGCACAGGACAGGCAAGGCAAGGUCGGGGAAUCUUGGCGAGAGCAGAGGUUGGGGACACAGAAGGAAGACGUGAACAACCGUGAACGGAGCAGAGGCGGUUCAGAAAGCCAGAGGAAAGCGGUAGAGCAGAAAAAUGGAUCGGCAGCCCCUUUUAAACCUUAUAUAAGCAGUAUUGUGUACCUGUGUGGUAUUACCUAAUAAAGGGGAAUAUAUUUUUCUUUCUUGUGUGGAUCAUUCGGAACAAUGCUUGCCUUUCUUUUACAAACAUAAAAAAUGAUAAACCGUUUCAUUAAAAAUUAUCAAAUAGAUUUUCCCAUAAUACCUUAAAUUUUCCCACGCUACCAUUCCAUCAAUGUAAAAAGGUCAUAUAAACAGGUUUUAACUCCGUUAACGAGCGUCUACGGCUCGUUACGCACUGAAACGACGGUUCAGAUUGUUACAUUAUGGACUGAUUUGUUAGGUUUGGGUAUGAGUGAAAAUGCUGCUUUCUUAAACAAUGACGGAAAGUCCUGUGGCCAAGGAAGUGUUAGAUAUAUGUCUGUGUAUCAUAUUAGGGGGAAGGUGUUGAAGAUUUUUUUAAAUUUGCUUUGUCCAGGUGUUUUUUUCUGGUGUGUCGUUAUACAAUAUACUAUAUACAGGCCACGUGGCAACAGACCCACGCCUGGGUACGCCACGAAGCGUCGCGUCCCAAUAUACUAUAUACAGGCCACGUGGCAACAGACCCACGCCUGGGUACGCCACGAAGCGUCGCGUCCUAGCUACCCGUCGGCUUGGGUAUGCUACCUACCCUCGUCCCCAAGCCAACGCUCGGAUAUUUAAGGCCUGCAUAUGACCCCUUUAGUGAUGCCUCCGGGCUAGUACAGUGGUAACGUAUCGGCCUCUCAUCCGAGGGGUCGGCGGUUCGCGCCCCGCCCAGGCGCAAGAAGUUGCAAUUGUCGCCUGGAGGUUACUGCUGUGACUGGGCACCACGGUGGGUAAGGACUAAGCCCAUUCGAGUCAGCACCUGCUGACACACUGUUAGCGAGUCGACAUCAGUCGGCACAGGCCGGUCUCCCCCAUAGCUCGGGCGAGGCUCAGCUUCGCAUAUCGAACUUAUCCUUUAUCCCUGUAGUCAGAAUGUACCUUGCCGGGCCCGAGGUCACACCCCGACCCUCGCGGCCGGUCUGCCCACUGGGCUGAGCUCGCCAGUGACCUUGGGCGACCUCGCGCUAAACCCCAGACUUGUCUCGUUGUGUUUAUCCAGCGUGUGCUGAACUCAUAUCAGUAAAAAGAUAAAGCCACUCAAGCUUUUACUAUCAUGUCGCAAAUGUUUAGGGGUUCAAUCAAUCUUUAACCUUCUUACAGUCGUAUUAUUUCUGCAAUUUCUCUUGAUGUGAUUGGCGUGUUGAAGGUGUUUGUGCUGUCUAGUAGACUGAAGUCAGUAAAGUUAGAGGGUUGUAGGAGGUGUUGUUACGGUUCUAGUCACAGUCACAUAAUGCGUAUUGGUGGAUAUCCAUUUCAUAUUUCCUUUGGCGAUUUCGAAGCCGAUUUUAGUGGUGUCAUGGUGACCAAAGCUUUGUGGGUUUGACGUGUAGAG